Messenger RNA from Olea europaea var. sylvestris, 2647 nucleotides. Its product is annotated as bifunctional aspartate aminotransferase and glutamate/aspartate-prephenate aminotransferase-like. Bases 230 to 1273 code for a protein of 347 amino acids. NCBI's taxonomy places the organism in Eukaryota, Viridiplantae, Streptophyta, Magnoliopsida, Lamiales, Oleaceae. Gene Ontology annotation, biological process: biosynthetic process. The record is from RefSeq and is a predicted model, not a curated record. The transcript is spliced from 7 exons. Gene Ontology annotation, molecular function: pyridoxal phosphate binding; catalytic activity.
CUGCCCCAUGCCGCCUCCGCCCGGUUGCAAUUCCUACCACCAACACAUUCCGUUUUGUUGGAUUCAUUUUCCUUCCAUGCACCCCUCGCCCAACUACAUCGGCUUCCAACUCCAACAACUUCAACUCUUCUUCCACCAACCCACCUACCCAUCCAUUUCAUUAUAAAAUUAUUGUUUUUUCCUGUUGGAAUCCAUUUUCAAGAUUCAAACUCCACGAAACUCUCCUAAAAUGGCUUCCACUGCUCCUCAUUCUUUGCAGGCCUCAUCAAGAAUUGCUUCUAAAGACCCUCAGUUUAAACCCAGUUCAGAUUCACAAGUUUCUCAUUCUAUCUCUUUCUCUUCUCAAUUAAGCAACUUCUCGCUCAAAUCUUCACAGUCAACAACGAGACAACUACAUUCCCAAAGAAUUAGUGCAGCAGUUAAGACAGAAAGCAAUUCAGGCACAACGGGGGUUGAUAUCUCUUUGAGCCCCAGAGUAAAUUCAGUGAAGCCGUCAAAGACUGUAGCUAUAACUGAUCAGGCAACUGCACUUGCACAAGCUGGUGUGCCUGUUAUUCGACUAGCAGCUGGUGAACCGGAUUUUGAUACUCCAGCAGCAAUAGCUGAGGCAGGAAUUAGUGCAAUUCAGGAAGGAUACACAAGGUAUACUCCUAAUGUGGGCACUUUAGAACUCUGUUCAGCUAUUUGCCACAAGCUGGAAGAGGAAAAUGGAAUAUCUUACACUCCUGAUCAGAUUUUGGUGAGCAAUGGUGCAAAGCAGAGUAUUCUUCAGGCAGUUCUUGCAGUUUGUUCCCCAGGAGAUGAGGUUCUAAUUCCAGCUCCAUAUUGGGUAAGCUACCCUGAAAUGGCGAGGCUGGCUGAUGCAAACCCUGUGAUUCUUAAUACCCACAUAUCUGAAAAUUUUCUUUUAGAUCCAAAGCUUCUUGAAUCAAAACUCAGUGAGAAGUCAAGGCUGUUGAUUCUUUGCUCUCCAUCCAACCCAACAGGGUCUGUUUAUCCACGUGAAUUGCUUGAAGAGAUUGCUCAGAUUGUAGCAAGGCACCCCAGGCUUCUGGUGCUCUCUGAUGAAACUUAUGAACACGUUAUUUAUGCUCCAGCAAUUCAUACGAGCUUUGCAUCCUUACUCGGCAUGUGGGAUCGAACUCUAACUGUAAAUGGCUUUUCAAAGGCAUUUGCUAUGACUGGUUGGAGACUUGGAUAUCUUGCUGGUCCCAAACACUUUGUGGCUGCAUGUGGGAAGAUUCAAAGUCAGGUAGGUACACACGUUUGUUAAACACUUUCCACUAUUUUUAUACACAUAAACUAAACUAUCUAUUAAUUAGAAUGUUUUCGGUAUGUGAAGUGCCUUGUUAUUUUUACAUUUUUAUUAAUCCCUCAAUGCUCAAAUACAUAGAUUCUAAUAUUUUUCUAGUAAGAAAAUGUUUGUAACCAUGGUCUUUUGCUGUAUAUUUCCAUUUUUCAUUUAACAUUAUUGCCCGGAUCCUUUGAUAUUAAGUAUAAAUUAUUGUGUUAAAUUUUUGAGUUUGCAGUUGCUAAAGUUUGUGAUGGGUUCAACAAAACAUCAAUCAUAAAUAUCACCCUAAUGUUAUUCAUCUGAAUUUGAAUCAAAUUUACACUCUUACACACUUGAAGUUUGAUUUUUUUAAGGUAAAAUUAGACCUACAAUCCCAAACCUUUAAGGUAUGGGUCUCCAACCUAUUUAAAUAUAUGAAUAUGGAUCCCUAAGUGACAGACAUUGUCAAUGUGGAUGCUAAACUUUCAUGCGAUCUUCACAUGACUUAAAAGUUUCACAAUUUUGCUCUCUACCUUAAAGACGCAUGAAUGUUGCAUGCAGUUUUAACUUCAACAUUGACGGUUUCCAUCAUGUGGUGACCUAAAUUCUCGUAUUUAGAUAUGAAUGACCAUAAUAUUAAUCACCCGAAUUUGAAUCAGAUUUACACUCUUACAUACUUGAAGUUUGAUUUUUCAAAGGUAAAAUUAGGUCUCCACUCCCAAACCUUUAAGGUAGUGUCAUAUUGGGUCUCCAACCUAUUUAAACAUAUGAAUAUGGAUCCCUAAGUGACAGACAUUGUCAAUGUGGACAUUAAACUCUCAUGCGAUUUUCACAUGACUUAAAAGUUUGACAUUAAGUGAUUUCACGAUUUUGCUCUCUAGCUUUAUGAUAGGUGAAAGUUGCGUGCAAUUUUAACUUCAACGUUGACGGUUUACAUUUGUGGUGACCUAAAUUCUCGUACUUAGAUAUGAAUGACCCUAAUAUUAAUCAUCCGAAUUUGAAUCAUAUUUACACUCUUACAUACUUGAAGUUUAAUUUUUUUUAAGGUAAAAUUAGGCCUACACUCCCAAACCUUUAAGGUAGUGUCGUAUUGGGUCUCCAACCUAUUUAAAUAUAUGAAUAUGGAUCCCUAAGUGACGGACAUUGUCAAUGUGGACAUUAAACUCUCACGCAAUUUUCACAUGACUUAAAAGUUUGACAUUAAGUGAUUUCACGAUUUUGCUCUCUAGCUUUAUGACGCGUGAAAGUUGCGUGCAAUUUUGAUUUCAACGUUGACGGUUUACAUUUGCGGUGACCUAAAUUCUCGUACUUAGAUAUGAAUGACCCUAAUAUUAAUCAUCCGAAUUUGAAUCAAAUUUACACUCUUACAUACUU